Messenger RNA from Protopolystoma xenopodis, 300 nucleotides. Lineage: Eukaryota; Metazoa; Platyhelminthes; Monogenea; Polystomatidea; Polystomatidae. The record is from the annotation of a GenBank genome assembly.
GUGCUGAGUGCAGGGGUUGGUCGCACUGGAACCUACAUUUGUAUUGAAAGCCUUAUUCGACAGUUAAACAAAGAACACGUCGUUAACAUUCGUGGCUUUCUUGAGCAUAUUAGGCAACAGCGAAUGAAGUUGGUCCAAACAGAGCAACAAUAUGCUUUUAUUCAUGAUGCCCUGCGUGAAUAUCUUAUAUGUCCUAUUAAUGAAAUUCCUAUUGAUCGUUUGCCUAUGUUCAUCAAAUACAUGCUCGGUAUCGAUCCCUGUGGCUGUCCCAGAACUUUAAAACAGUUUGAAGAACUUUAG